AUGCGUGGUGUCCAGAUCUUUUCGGGGAAUUCCCACCCCGCCCUCGCAGAUACUAUCUGCGAGAGGUUAGGCACUGUGCCUGCUAAAGCUAACUUGGGAAAGUUCGCCAAUGGCGAGACCAGUGUGAACAUCGGUACCUCAGUGCGGAACCAGGAUGUCUACAUCGUCCAAAGUGGCAGUGAGAAGAUUAAUGACAGUGUAAUGGAGCUCCUGAUUAUGAUUUCAGCGUGCAAGGGUGGCUCAGCCAAGUCGAUUACAGCGGUCGUGCCAUAUUUCCCCUAUUCGCGCCAAUCUAAGAAGAAGAGUCAUCGCGGUGCCAUCACGGCCCGCAUGCUCGCCAAUCUCCUCACGAUCGCCGGCGUGGACCAUGUGAUUACCAUGGACCUGCACGCAUCCCAGAUGCAAGGGUUCUUCGGAAAGCCGGUCGACAACCUCUUUGCCGAACCGUUCAUUGCGCGCUGGAUCCGGAUGAAUGUCACUGGCUGGAAAGACGCCGUCGUGGUGAGCAAGAAUGCAGGCGGUACCAAGCGAGUAACAUCGCUGGCCGAUACUCUCAAGCUCAAUUUCGGAAUCGUGACGACAGAUCGUCGUCGGCCGAAGGUCCCUGUGGCCACCAUGUCUGACAGCACAGUCUUCUUCGAUGCCAGGGAUGAAGAUCCUCGCGCGACCAAGGACCCACAGCCUUUUGAGCUGCACUUGCACAAAUCUCUCAGAACCCCUGCCACUCCCCCUAUUCCAGAAGAGCCGGAGCCGGUCACUCCUCCUCAGGAGCAGCUCCUGCGACCCGAGACCCCACCUGCAGCUCGCCGCCCAUCGGAGCUGGAAGCAGCCUAUGAGUACACGGAUUUGCGUGUCCGGGAGGUCAUCACUGGGCGUCUGGUGCAAGGCCAAUUGGUUGACGAUGACUAUCGCUCCAAUGAAGACUCACAUUCCGGUGGCACCACGCCGGGGGCAGGCAGCAACCACGAAGAGGUCGUCCCGGAUGCCAUGUUCAACUCGAUGAUUUCCAACGCCUCGUCGCAGGCUCCUGAUCAUGCACUCGGUGGCUCCUUUGACGCAGUGGAGUCUGAUGACGAAGCUAGUGUCUGCGGUGGACACGCCGACGAGAGGACCAUCACGCUGGUCGGCGAGGUCCGCGACCGAUCCGUUUUUGUUGUCGAUGACAUGAUCGACAAGAGUGGGUCGUGGAUUGCCGCUGCCGAGACUGUUGUGAAGCGUGGUGGUGCCAGCAAGGUCUACUGUAUUGCUACUCACGGACUCUUCACCGAAGAGUCACUGGACCAGAUGGAGGCCUGCCCGUCCAUUGACCACAUCGUCGUGACCAACACCUUCCCAAUCUCACCGUUGAUGCUGCGGCGAUCCAAGAAGCUGAUUGUGAUUGAUGUGUCCAGCCUAUUGGCAGAGAGCAUCCGGAGGCACCAUUACGGCGAAAGCGUCUCGGCCCUCUUCCACCUUAACGACUGA
Penicillium antarcticum is the source of this 1464-nucleotide messenger RNA. RefSeq names its product ribose phosphate diphosphokinase subunit PRS1. Lineage: Eukaryota; Fungi; Ascomycota; Eurotiomycetes; Eurotiales; Aspergillaceae. Gene Ontology annotation, cellular component: ribose phosphate diphosphokinase complex; cytoplasm. Bases 1 to 1464 code for a protein of 487 amino acids. The transcript is spliced from 5 exons. Gene Ontology annotation, molecular function: magnesium ion binding; ribose phosphate diphosphokinase activity. Gene Ontology annotation, biological process: purine nucleotide biosynthetic process; ribonucleoside monophosphate biosynthetic process; 5-phosphoribose 1-diphosphate biosynthetic process. The record is from RefSeq and is a predicted model, not a curated record.